UUUCUACUAAAGCAGCCCUUUUUUCAGAAUUUGGGGAAGCAAGGCGGGGUCUUUUGACAGUUUAAAUUUCACAAAUAGGGGAAAUAACGGGCCAUCAUCAUACAUGUUACUAAAUAAGUUUUUGGAUGCAAUAGGAAGUAAAACUGAACAUAAUAGUGUAUUAAUUUUCAUAUCACAGGUUGAUGUCCCUCCUAUUUAUUAUGAAUAUGUCAAAUAUGGCAUUGAUGUCUCUUUCUGCACCGCAUAUGAGUAAUUAUGACAGCUUCUAGAUUUUCUUCGCCUAGUGUGCUCCUGGCAGGUGUGCAAAGGGAGUUCGAGAGACCGAGAAGCCUUUCAACACAUGCUGUUGAAGUGGGUGGCAGCAGGCUCAUGUCCGGCAGAUAGCUCAUUUCUGGAUCAGAUCUGGCGUCGCUGGAUCUCGUUGUUCGGUUAGAGGUGGAACGUGCAAGUGGGACAGUCUGCCAUGUACUGGUGGAUUCUAUCUAUCUGGCCUCUGUCCUGGAGAUAGAGAUAUAAGAUGCUGCAUUAAUGGAGAUUACCAGCAUCACAACGAGAGCCGUUUUUAUUACGGGAUGUGACACGGGAUUUGGGAAUCUUCUUGCAAAGACUCUUGAUGCGAAAGGAAUGAAGGUGUUUGCUGGUUGCCUCACGGAACAAGGAGCAAUCGAUUUACGCGCAUUAACCUCCAGUCGUUUGAAGACCGUUGUUAUCGAUAUAACUGUAAAAGAGACAGUAAUUAAAGCUUUGAAGUUCGUUCAAGAAAACCUCGAUGAAAAUGGCUUGUGGGGCGUAGUGAACAAUGCAGGCGUAAUGCCUACCUUUGCUCCUGUAGAGUGGACUUCCAUGGAGGAGUUCCAACACGUGUUUAAUGUAAACUUUUUCGGAUCCGUUUUUGUGACCCAAAAGUUUCUUCCCAUGCUUCGAAAGUCACGAGGUCGACUCGUUAACGUUUGCAGCGUUACUUCACAUUGCGCUUACCCAGGAAUAACAACGUACGUGACGUCAAAGGCGGCUUUGAAAAUGUUCACUGUAUGUCUUAGACGUGAACUUUAUAACUCUGGAGUCACGACUCAUACUAUUGAGCCAGGCGGUUUCAAUACAAACAUUACAGACAAGAACAGAAUAGCUAACAUGGUGAAGUCGGCGUACAAACAAGCUUCACCGGAAUUGCAGACCGUCUACGGUGGACGAAUAUGCAAAUACCUACUGGAUGGCAUAAAGAUGGCUGGCAAUUACGUCAGUACCCGUCCUCAGAUGGUCGCAGAUGCUAUGACGCAUGCACUGUUGUCCCGUAAUCCACAGCAACGCUAUAUUGUUGGUAACGACGCUAAUGUCUACUUCCGGAUUUUAUCUUGGAUACCGGACAAGGCGGUAGAUUUCAUACUUGGAUGGCCAGCUCCAUACGGCCAAGCUUGUGAAGACCUUCGGCCCUAAAGUUUGAAGAGUUCGGUGCCACGAAUUUGACAAAAACCUACAUUAAUAUAUAUUUUGAUUGCCUUCCUGAAAACGGGAUCAAUAGUGUUUCUAAUAGUAGUAAUGAAAAACAGUUCUUCUAAACGUUAAUGUUUUAUAAUUUGUCAGUGUGAUUUUCAAUGUAGAUUUUUCACAAAGUAACUAGAACUUCUAUUAUGUUUAUUACUUUUCUUACUCUGCAACAUGCCAAUGCAUUUUUAUUAUUUUUUAUUUUGCUUAAAAGUAUAUAAUGUAAUAAAGACGAAUUUCAUUUGUUUAAUAAUUUAAUUGAUUUUAUUUACGAACAGUUUCUUGAUUUCGAUCAUGGGCCAUUUGCUCUUAAUUGAAUAUGUAUUUACAAGCGGAAGUAAUCCUAAUAAUAGGUAUACAACAGAUAAAAAUUUCAAAGCUGAUGUACUUAGAAAAGUAUAUUGAAUUAUAUAAAUACAGUUGUUAACAUCUUGAUAUAGAAAACCUAUUUAUUGUAUUAUGUUAAUUUGAUAUUGGCAUAUUUCAAAUAUGUAGUGUGUUGUAUAUUGAAUAAAAUUUCUUCGUAUU
This is a messenger RNA of Mya arenaria, 2010 nucleotides long. RefSeq names its product retinol dehydrogenase 7-like. Lineage: Eukaryota; Metazoa; Mollusca; Bivalvia; Myida; Myidae. The record is from RefSeq and is a predicted model, not a curated record. Gene Ontology annotation, molecular function: oxidoreductase activity. The transcript has 6 exons. The coding region runs from base 529 to 1434 and encodes 301 amino acids.